GCUGCCGGCCGGAGAAGACAUGGCGGCGUCUGCGUCGGCAGCUGCCGGGGAGGAGGACUGGGUCCUUCCCUCUGAAGUCGAAGUGUUAGAGUCUAUCUAUCUGGAUGAACUACAGGUGAUUAAAGGAAAUGGCAGAUCUUCACCAUGGGAGAUCUUCAUCACUCUGCACCCUGCCACUGCAGAGGACCAAGAUUCACAGUAUGUUUGCUUUACUCUGGUGCUUCAGGUCCCAGUGCAGUAUCCCCAAGAGGUGCCACAGAUAUCUAUCCGUAACCCCCGAGGACUCUCAGAUGAGCAGAUCCACAAGAUCUCACAAGCACUGGGCCACGUGGCCAAGGCAGGACUGGGCACUGCCAUGCUCUAUGAACUAAUUGAGAAAGGGAAAGAAAUUCUCACAGAUAACAACAUCCCCCAUGGCCAGUGUGUCAUCUGUCUCUAUGGCUUUCAGGACAAGGAAGCCUUUACCAAAACGCCCUGUUACCACUACUUCCACUGCCACUGUCUUGCUCGAUAUAUCCAACACAUGGAGCAAGAGCUGAAGGCUCAAGGACAGGAGCAGGAACAGGAACGGCAGCAUGCUGCCACCAAACAGAAAGCAGUCGGUGUGCAGUGUCCUGUGUGCAGAGAGCCUCUCGUGUAUGAUCUUGCAUCACUGAAAGCAGCCCCUGAACCCCAACAACCCAUGGAGUUGUACCAACCUAGCGCAGAGAGCUUGCGUCAGCAGGAAGAGCUAAAGCGACUUUAUCAGAGGCAGCAGGAACGGGGUGGCAUCAUUGACCUUGAGGCUGAGCGGAACCGGUAUUUCAUCAGCCUUCAGCAGCCUCCUGCCCCUGUGGAAGCUGAGUCAGCCGUGGAUGUUUCCAGAGGAUUCCACCCACCUAAUGCCCUUGCCACAGAACAGUCCAACUCACCAGCUGCCCAGCCAACCCUGCCAACUCCUCUUUCUAUGGCUACCCAGUAUACGUGUGAGAAGUUCCCAGGGACUGGGCCAAAUCAACAGAGGUUGGGUGAGACCCAGAAAGCUACUCUAGAUACCCCCGGGUCCAGUCAAAGCCCCUGGCGACAGCCUAGUCGGAGGCACCUGAAGGGAGGGGAGUGCUGUGCUCCCAAAGAUACCAGUGAUUCCCAGGAACUACCACCUCCUGAGAGGCCCCUCAAAGAGCCUUUGGACCUAAAGCUGGAAUCCCAUAACCAAGGGGUUGAAGGUCCGCCCCAAGAGAAGGGGCCUGGCAGCUGGCAGGGUCCCCCACCCCGCAGGACUCGGGACUUUGCUCGCUGGGAGCGCUCCAAAGGCCGGACAGCGGGUUCUUCCUACCCUCGCCUGCCUCGGGGUCAGGGAGCAUACCGGCCUGGUACUCGGAGGGAGCCCCUGGGCCUGGAAUCUGAAGAUGGUUCCUAGCACUAUUGUGGGGGGACAGGGAAUUGGGGGUGGAUGGGAAGCAAUAAAGAAAUUAAGCCUUGUUCA
This is a messenger RNA of Marmota monax (woodchuck), 1465 nucleotides long. RefSeq names its product ring finger protein 25 (gene Rnf25). Gene Ontology annotation, molecular function: ubiquitin protein ligase activity; protein binding. NCBI's taxonomy places the organism in Eukaryota, Metazoa, Chordata, Mammalia, Rodentia, Sciuridae. Bases 20 to 1399 code for a protein of 459 amino acids. The record is from RefSeq and is a predicted model, not a curated record. Gene Ontology annotation, biological process: protein ubiquitination. The transcript has 10 exons. Gene Ontology annotation, cellular component: nucleus.